This is a messenger RNA of Fibroporia radiculosa, 438 nucleotides long. RefSeq lists its product as uncharacterized. Bases 1 to 438 code for a protein of 145 amino acids. The record is from RefSeq and is a predicted model, not a curated record. The transcript has 4 exons. NCBI's taxonomy places the organism in Eukaryota, Fungi, Basidiomycota, Agaricomycetes, Polyporales, Fibroporiaceae.
AUGGCGCAUCCCUACGCCCGUCUCUACACCCGCCGCGAGAGCACCAAGCGCCGCAAGAUGUGGAACCACGCGCUCGAGAAGAUGAUUUUCACGCCCGAAGAGCUGUCUACGAUGGGAGCACCACACCGGAGGACAAUUUACACUUCCAGUCUUGAGGCUCACAUCGACCGCCUACACGAGCAGCUCCUCGACUACAAUCUCUUUCCCGUCUCGUUCGAGAGCCUCGAGUGCUUCCGGGGGCUGAAUUGCAAAACAGCCAAGAGCAUGGUGGCCGGCCUGCAGCUCGACGCGGCUGAACUGCGCCUUAAGCGGCUCGAGCUUGAACGUGCGAGCACUGCGCUUCGCAAUACGUUGCAGCAGCAACCCCCGGCCCCGGCUCCUCGUCAGCCGCAUAGCACGCUUGGGGUUCGCCGACGAUCGCUCGACGGUGCGACGUAG